AAUGCAGCCAUCUCUGCAGCUACCAUUCUGAGGUGUUCCUGUCUGUCUCCAGAGUGAAGUGAAGGUGAAGUGGUUGGAGACAGGCCUGGCACCUUGCUGCCAUGGAGACCAAGCAGGAACCCUCCGCUGUGUGGAGUCAGACCGCCAACAGUGAUUCAGGCAACGGCACACAGGUGCACUUCGAGGGCGGCACAGUGGCCCAGAUUGUGUACAGUGGAGAUCAGGCAGACCGGGGUCAGCAGCAGGUGGUUUACACUGCAGAUGGGAACUCUUACACGUCGGUAGAGUCUGCAGAGCACACACUGGUCUACAUACACCCUGCUGAUGGAGGCCAGGCUGUGUUCGCCGAUCAGCCGCAGGUGGCUUACAUUCAGCAGGACGGCACGACUCAACAGGUCACAGUUUUGCUGCCCAGUGGACAGAAUGCUGCUAACCUGCAUGUUCUCAGUAAUGUAGCGGAGGCUCCUCAAGCUAUCCUGGAACCUGUCUCCCAGGAGCAGCUGUCUGCGUCCAACUCCCUCCCCUCCAUGGCAGACAUCGGGGACCCCCCCACCAGUCCCCUCGGGGCCACAGACUCCACAGAGGACUCUGAUGAAGACGAGGAUGAAGACUCCGAGAUGGAUGAAUGGGAGUCUCAUGAGCCUCAAUCAUUCAACCCUCACAGCCUCUGGUGUGAGGAGUGUAACAACACCAACCCCUCCGUGUGUCUGAAGCAUGGUGCUCUACACCCCAUCCCCAACCGUCCUGUGCUGUCGAAGGCUCGGGCCAGUCUGCCUCUGGUGCUCUACAUCGACCGCUUCCUGGGUGGAGUUUUCUCCAAGAGGCGCAUCCCAAAGCGGACACAGUUUGGUCCUGUGGAGGGACCCCUGGUUCCUCAGAGUGAGCUGCAGGACCACUACAUCCAUCUGAAGUUGUGCAUGCUGGACGCAGAGAAAGAUGGAGAGAAGUCCAAUGACAUGUGGUUAGACCUCUCCGAUGAGGACGGCUGUAACUGGAUGAUGUUUGUGAGACCUGCUCAGAACCACCUGGAGCAGAACCUGGUGGCCUAUCAGUAUGGCUCUGAGAUCUUCUACACAACCAUCAAGAACAUCCAGCCCAAACAAGAGCUCAAGGUGUGGUACGCAGCAUCAUACGCAGAGUUUGUCAAUCAGAAGAUCCACGAUGUCACAGAAGAAGAGAAAAAAGUGCUGCGAGAGCAAGAGAAGAACUGGCCUUGCUAUGAGUGUAACCGGCGCUUCGUGAGCUCUGAGCAGCUGCAGCAGCAUCUCAACAUGCAUGACGACAAGUUAAACUCUGUUUCCAGAUCCAGAGGCCGAGGGCGGGGAAGAGGAAGGAGAAGAUUUGGGACGGGGAGAAGACCUGGACGCCCGCCCAAAUUUAUACAUUUGGAGCCGCUUGUUGAUGCCAGCGAGGACAAGACGAAAGAGAUGCUGGAGCUGACGGAGAAGCCUCUGGAGGAGCCAGUGGAGGCGGCUCAGAACGGGCUGAAGGUGGUGGAGAUGGAGCAAGAGCCGGAGGCUGGGACUGAGGACGAGGACCAGCUCAUGCCUCCUGCAGGAGACCCCGGCCCAGAGUCCAUAACUCCUCCUUCCAACAUGGAGCUGCCUGUUCCUCUUAAGGAGGACCCGGCACAGAGCAGCCAAUCAGAUUCCCACCUCACGUCUCAGGACCUGCGCCGUGCAAAGAGGAUACGGAACGCAGCGCUGCAGCACCUCUUCAUCAGGAAGAGUUUCCGCCCGUUCAAAUGCACACACUGCGGCAAGGCCUUCCGGGAGAAGGACAAGCUGGAGCAGCACCUGCGGGUCCACAGCCGAGACAUGUACGCCUUCUCCUGCCACAUCUGCAGCAAGAGCUUCAUGAGCGACGGGGCCCUGGAAGAUCAUCUGCUGGUGCACACAGAGAACCGCUCCUACUCUUGUCUUUUAUGCCCUGAAACCUUUGAGAGGCUGGACCUGCUCAAAGACCACGUGGGGGUUCACGCUGUGGACGGCUGCUUUACCUGUCCGUCCUGCAAGAAGACGUUCACUGACUUCAUCCAGGUGAAGAAGCAUAUCCGCUGCUUCCACUCAGAGAAGAUCUUCCAGUGCCCAGACUGUGAGAAGGCCUUCUGCCGGCCGGACAAGCUGCGUUUGCACAUGUUACGCCACUCAGACCGUAAGGACUUCCUGUGCUCUACAUGCGGCAAACAGUUCAAGAGGAAAGAUAAGCUGCGGGAACACAUGCAGCGAAUGCACAACCCUGACAGAGAGGCCAAGAAGGCGGACCGAAUCCACCGCUCUAAAACCCUCAAACUGAAGGUCCCCACCACCGACUUUGAGAGCUUCAUGUUCAAAUGUCGAGUCUGCAUGAUGGGGUUCAGGCGCAGAGGGAUGCUGGUCAACCAUUUGUCCAAGCGUCACCCUGAGAUGCGUAUCGAUGACGUGCCUGAGCUGACGCUGCCGAUCAUCAAACCCAACAGGGACUACUUUUGCCAGUACUGUGACAAGGUGUAUAAGAGUGCCAGUAAGAGGAAAGCCCACAUACUGAAGAACCAUCCGGGGGCAGAACUGCCUCCCAGCAUUCGCAAGUUGCGUCCGGCUGCUCCUGGUGAGCCAGACCCCAUGUUAAGCACACACACACAGCUGACUGGCACCAUCGCCUCUGCUCCGGUCUGUUGCCCACACUGUGCCAAACAGUACAGCAGCAAGACGAAGAUGGUUCAGCACAUCAGGAAGAAGCAUCCAGAGUAUGCGCAGCUUGCCAACACCAUCCAGGCUCCUCUGACGACAGCUGUGAUCAGCAGUGCUCCUGCAGUCAUCAGUGCAGACGGUACCACGGCUGAGGCUGUAGUGACGACAGAUUUGCUGACCCAGGCCAUGACGGAGCUUUCUCAAACGCUUACAACAGACUACCGCACAGCUCAGGGGGACUACCAGAGGAUCCAGUACAUCCCCGUGUCUCAGGCCGGAGGCAGCCUGUCCCAGCCGCAACACAUUCAGCUGCAGGUGGUGCAGGUGGCUCCGGCGUCCUCCCCACAUUCCCAGCACCCAACAGUCGAUGUGAACCAGCUGCAUGACCCUCAUGGCUACAGCCAGCACUCUAUCCAGGUACAACACAUCCAGGUCACAGAGCCCUCAGGCUCAAGUCAAGGUGCCACACAGGUUUCAGGUCAGCCUCUGAGCCCCUCCUCCCAGCAGCAGGGUCAGGAUAUGAGCCCCACCCAGCUGACCCCUGUGACCUUGGCACAGAGCCACAGUCUGCAGAGCAGCAGCAGCAGCCAGCAGCAGGGGACUGUGCAGCACGCUUACAUACCCGGGAACUGGAACUACAGAGGCUACUCAUCUGAGAUCCAGAUGAUGGCUCUACCUCAUACCCAGUACGUGAUAGCUGAGGCCAGCACUCCUGUAUCUGGAGUCAACAGCAACCAGGUGAAAACGACACACUACGUUAUCUCUGAGGGUCAGACAGAGAUGGAAUCCAAACAGACUGUUUCUCAGAACACAACACAGACGCACACCGAACAGCUGGAGCAGCAGUCGUCCAAUCAGCAAGCCACCACACAAUACAUCAUCACCACAACUACCAACGGCAGCGGCACCAGCGAAGUUCACAUCACCAAACCCUGAACUGUACAGCGAUGAACCUCACAGACUUCUGCAGACCUGAGGACUGAUCCUGCAUGUGACCUCAGCAGCUUGUACGCACAUCAAGAGACACACAGUCUUAUCCAGAGCUUAAAGGGGGAUGGAGUGAAAACCAGCACAGUUUUAUGUGUCUGUAAAGUGUUAAGAUGUAAAAAUAAACACGGCAGAGAGAAAUAUAAAAAGGUUUCAUUUAGAAGGGAACUGAAAAAGGACAUUUAGGAGUUUAUUAAGAGAAAUGUGCAUGUUUGCAAAGUAUGGAAAGCGAUCAUUCUAAGGUUGAAGUGAAGGAGUUAAUAGUUCUGUUGCUCAGUCUGUAUUCAGACCUGAGAGCCCGUUUUAAAUAUUUAUACAAUUAAAGACAUUUUCUUACAGGAUCGAUAUUUGUAAAUGAAAGUCUGUAAAAAACACACAGAAGAUAAAAAUGUAGAAAUACUGUAAAAACAAUCUUACAGCUGGCCUUCCAAAUGGAGUUCUGUUUCCCUCCCGACUCACCGUCUGUUGAAUUGUACGCCACCAUGUUAUUGUGACAUUUGUUGUGUCUCUACUUCUUUUAUGCUGGAUUGUCCUGACUUCCAAAAACCAUGUAGCUUUGUCCUUUUUUGUGAGUAAAACAACACGUGUCUUAAAGUAAAAUCUAGAAACAAACAUGAUCAGUUCAACUCUCCUAAGACUGAUGCUACCAAGGGCUUUCUCUUUUUCUUUGCCUUUGUUUUAUAGAAGAAUUGCUCGGUUAUCAUGGUCAGAAAAAUCUUAGGGAUGAGGAUGAUUUGUUUGAUUUGUUAACGGGUCAUCAUUGCAGAAUCAGAAUAGAAAAACUGCACUCAAAGACUUGCAGGGAUAUCACAAAGUCCUGAAGUUAAACCACUUAAAGUUGAGUAACCUUUAAAGAAAAACAUGCACCAUUUUUAUUGAAGCUUAACGCCAAAUUCAGAUCUGCUUUCCUUUCUUGCCGAUGGCCUCACUUUGGAACAUUAAGUCCUUUCUGUAACGAUUAGAAACUUUGAAGGAGAGCAUCACAAGUUGGCAUCUGAGAAGUUAAGGAGCCUGAUAGAUGAUAAAGGUUGAUAAGGUUAUAUUAACCUCACUAAUCUGUUUGCAAACCUUGUAAAAUGCUCUAAGUGCUAACAUGUGUUUGUUCUUGAAGGGCAGUAUUUUACUUUAAAGCAAAAUCACCUCUAAGCAUAUCAUCGAGAAGGUCGUUUAUCAGGAAGUAAAGAUGAGCUUGAACAAGGUCUCCUGUUACAUGAACUUUUGGUUCUUGAACAAACUAUGUGCAAUGUUUCAUAACUCCUUGUAUAAUAGCUUCUCCGUGAGAUCAACAGGUUGAUGCACAGACUUGAGGCCGUUGUGAAGUGCUGUUUAUUUUAUGUGGCCGUUAUUUAUAUUGGUCUAUGAUUAUAGACUUGUACAAUGUAAGAUAGAGCGGGAGUAUUUUUGAGUUUCAUCACGUUUUGUGCUCAUCGUGGUGUGUUUUUUUGUCUUUUUCGUCCAUGUGCUGAGGGAUUAAAUCCUUUUAUAUGACUACA
Notolabrus celidotus (New Zealand spotty) is the source of this 5149-nucleotide messenger RNA. RefSeq names its product PR domain containing 10 (gene prdm10). Gene Ontology annotation, molecular function: protein binding. Gene Ontology annotation, cellular component: nucleus. The record is from RefSeq and is a predicted model, not a curated record. Bases 102 to 3605 code for a protein of 1167 amino acids. Lineage: Eukaryota; Metazoa; Chordata; Actinopteri; Labriformes; Labridae. The transcript has 23 exons.